Messenger RNA from Penicillium lagena, 3315 nucleotides. RefSeq names its product DNA-directed DNA polymerase delta POL3. The record is from RefSeq and is a predicted model, not a curated record. NCBI's taxonomy places the organism in Eukaryota, Fungi, Ascomycota, Eurotiomycetes, Eurotiales, Aspergillaceae. Gene Ontology annotation, biological process: base-excision repair, gap-filling; nucleotide-excision repair, DNA gap filling; DNA replication proofreading. The transcript has 3 exons. Gene Ontology annotation, molecular function: DNA-directed DNA polymerase activity; 3'-5'-DNA exonuclease activity; nucleotide binding. Gene Ontology annotation, cellular component: delta DNA polymerase complex. Bases 1 to 3315 code for a protein of 1104 amino acids.
AUGCCUGAAGCUGUCAUGCCCCAGAAGCGGGUGCUGGGUGACGCCACCAAUAGUCCCCGCAAUGCUCUCAAGUCUCCCAGCGCGCUGAAGAAGCGCAAACUGGACAACGAGUCCGCGGCCCAGCUCCUACGAUCUUCUCAGAAUGGACCACGAAAGGGCUUUGGCUCGAGCCAGCCACAAAAAAGCCAGUUCGAGGCGGAGGUUUUGGAGAAAAUGACCCAGGACAUCAACGGCUUGAAGGAGAACAACUCCGAGAGAGAUCAACAGUGGGAGCGCCCGCCACUGCGCGACUUUGACGAAACAAAAGAGAACAUUUGCUUUCAGCAGAUUGAUGCGGAGGAAGGGUCGAUGAUGGGCGGAAAGAUGGCUGUCCGCCUUUUUGGUGUCACAGAGGAAGGUCAAUCGGUUUUGUUGCAUGUCACCGGCUUUCAACACUACCUGUACAUCGCUGCCCCUGUCAAUUUCACCAAAGCAGAUUGCGAACCCUAUAAGGCUUUCCUCGAGUCGAAACUUGCCCAACACGGGCAGGUUAUACAAUCCGUUGAUAUAACCAUGAGGGAAAACAUGUAUGGAUUUCAAGGAAACCAGAAGACUUAUUACAUCAAAAUCACCGUGACAGACCCAAGAUCGAUCAGCAGACUUCGCAGCGCCCUGGAAACUGGCAGCGGGACCAUGAACUACAAGGGCCUGUGGAAUUCAGCGGACAAUGGGAUUCUCACAUUCGACAGUAUCCAAUACCUACUGCGAUUUAUGAUUGAUACCGGUCUUGCCGGAAUGGCCUGGGUUGAGGCGAAGGCAGGGAAAUAUCGCCUUCUUCCUCACCGCGAAAGGCAGUCCAACUGCCAAAUCGAGGCCGCCGUCGACUACCACGAUAUGAUCGCUCACCCACCCAACGGAGAAUGGGCGAAGAUGGCGCCACUCCGCAUUUUGUCCUUUGAUAUCGAAUGCGCCGGCCGAAAGGGCAUCUUCCCGGAACCCAACCAAGAUCCAGUCAUCCAAAUCGCCAAUGUCGUUACCCGCUACGGAGAGUCGAAGCCGUUCAUUCGAAAUGUGUUUGUUCUUGACACGUGCAGUCUGAUCGUCAACACACAAAUUCUCGAGUUUGAAAAGGAGGAGAACAUGCUGAACGCGUGGCGCGAUUUCGUGGAAAAGGUGGAUCCCGAUGUAAUCAUCGGAUACAACAUAGCCAACUUCGAUUUUCCGUAUCUGCUCGACCGGGCAAAGCAUCUGAAGUGUACUGGGUUCCCGUACUGGACCAGACUGAGGGGGAUGAAGUCAGAAGCGAAGGAAACAAAUUUCUCCAGCAAACAGAUGGGCAGUCGUGAGACGAAGGCGACGAACACGAACGGCAGAAUUCAGCUUGAUCUCCUUCAAUUGGUGCAAAGAGACCACCAACUGCGAAGUUAUACCCUCAACUCUGUAUCCUAUGAAUUCUUGGGCGAGCAGAAGGAAGAUGUGCACCACACGAUGAUCACCGAACUCUUCAACGGCACUCCCGACUCGAGGCGACGACUGGCUGUAUACUGUUUGAAGGACGCGUAUUUACCGCAGAGACUGAUGGACAAGCUAAUGUGUCUGGUGAACUACACCGAGAUGGCAAGGGUCACUGGCGUGCCUUUCAACUACCUUUUGUCUCGUGGCCAACAGGUCAAAUUCAUCAGCCAGUUGUUUCGAAAAGCGCUGGAACAGCAACUUGUCAUCCCCAACGCUAAGUCAAACGACGAGCAGGACUACGAGGGCGCUACUGUCAUUGAACCAGUGCGAGGAUAUUACGGUGUGCCCAUUGCGACCCUCGAUUUCGCGUCGCUGUAUCCCUCGAUUAUUCAGGCCCACAACCUCUGUUACACUACUCUCUUGAACAAAGCUAAUGUGGAGAAGCUGGGUCUCAAGAAAGACGAUGACUACAUUGUGACGCCCAACGGAGAUAUGUUCUGCACCACCAAGGUUCGCAAGGGUCUAUUGUCGCAAAUUCUCGAGGAGCUUUUGUCGGCCAGGAAGAAAGCCAAGAAAGAGCUGGCCGUGGAGACGGACCCGUUCAAGAAGGCUGUGCUGAACGGUCGACAGCUUGCUCUGAAAAUCAGCGCGAACAGUGUCUACGGUCUUACGGGUGCUACAGUUGGCAAGCUGCCAUGUCUCCCAAUUGCCAGUAGCACUACCAGUUACGGACGUCAAAUGAUCGAAAAGACAAAACAAGAAGUCGAGACUCGCUACACCAUCGCCAAUGGCUAUUCUCAUGAUGCUCAAGUCAUCUACGGUGAUACUGACUCGGUCAUGGUCAAAUUUGGUGUCUCCGAACUCGAGGAUGCGAUGAAGCUUGGACAGGAGGCAGCUGACUUUGUCUCAUCCAAAUUUAUCAAACCCAUCAAGCUGGAGUUCGAGAAGGUGUACUUCCCCUAUCUUCUGAUCAACAAGAAGCGGUACGCCGGAUUGUACUGGACGAACCCCAAGAAGCAUGACAAGAUGGACACCAAGGGUAUUGAGACUGUGCGACGUGACAACUGCCUGCUCGUCCAAAACGUCAUUGAAACAGUGCUGAACAAGAUCUUGAUAGACCGAGACCUUGACGGCGCUCAGAACUAUGUCAAAGAUACCAUCUCGGACCUUCUGCAGAACAAGGUUGAUAUGUCGAAAUUGGUGAUCACCAAGGCACUCUCCAAGAGCGACUAUAGCGCCAAACAAGCGCACGUCGAACUCGCCGAGCGCAUGCGCAAACGUGACGCGGGAUCCGCACCCACUCUGGGUGACCGUGUGGCGUAUGUCAUGAUUAAGGGCGCUGCAAAUUCGAAGAACUACGAGCGUUCUGAGGAUCCCAUCUACGUUUUGGAAAACAACAUCCCCAUUGACACCAAAUACUACCUCGACAACCAACUCGCCAACCCACUAGGCCGUAUUUUCGAGCCUAUUUUGGGCGAGAAGAAGGCUGGCCAACUGCUUACUGGUGAACACACGCGGUCCAUCUCCGUCGCCGCGCCCAGUUUGGGCGGGUUGAUGAAGUUUGCUAAGCGCACUCAGACCUGCAUGGGAUGCAAGAAACCGCUCGCUGGCAAGGAGGAGAUGGCCGGCGCGGUGUGUGAACACUGUCGCCCUCGUCUGGGUGAAUUAUACACCAAGACACUGACCAAGGUGUCCGAUUUGGAGGUUCGGUUCGGUAGACUGUGGACUCAAUGCCAGCGCUGCCAGGGCAGUCUGCACUGUGAGGUUAUUUGCUCUUCGCGUGAUUGUCCGAUCUUCUACAUGCGCAUGAAGGCCAAGAAGGAUGUUGAGGAUUCACAGAAGGAAUUGUCUCGUUUUGAUUUCGACCCAGGUGCCUGGUGA